Molecule: messenger RNA, 2447 nt
Organism: Molossus molossus (Pallas's mastiff bat)
Lineage: Eukaryota; Metazoa; Chordata; Mammalia; Chiroptera; Molossidae
Gene: TREML2
Product: triggering receptor expressed on myeloid cells like 2
Exons: 5
Coding region: 282-1487 (401 amino acids)
Biological process (GO): T cell activation
Cellular component (GO): cell surface
Molecular function (GO): signaling receptor activity
Source: RefSeq, a predicted model, not a curated record
AGGACAUUUCAAAGUUAAAAACCACCUAGAAUGAACCAAGACAACUUGCUAUGUAAAAGAUGUCCAUAGCGAACCUCUUCGUAACAUAAAUGACUACUCUUAAUGUUUUCAAAAAUUAAGAUCGGAUCUUCUUAUCUACUAUAUGGUUUGUGCUCUGGAAUUUCAUAACCGAUUGACCGGUACUUGCACAUGCGUAUCUGCCUUGUUGUGGGAGGUCCUGGUCUUUCCCAUGAGACUCUGAAGACGGGGCUUGUCAUAUUCCCAUCAGAUGGGAAAAUGCCAUGAAGAAAGGGGCCGUGUCCCAUAGGGCCUCCCUGAGGGAGGGGCCUGCGUCCCCCCUCGGACUAGGGGAGCGCCCUCAGAGAAGGGCCGGUUCUCCCUCAGACCACGAGUCCCCCUCAGCAGGGCGAUGCCCUCCACUGCGAGCCUCAGGUUUCACGAUGCCGCCUUCCCCUCUCUUGCCAGACCUUGCUCAACACACCCUGUCCCCCGCAGGUGUCCCUGCUGAGAGCGUGUACUCCAAAGUGCAGCAUUUUGAAGGGGAGACGCUGUCUGUGCAGUGCUCCUACAAGGGCCGCAAAAAACACGUGGACGGCAAGGUCUGGUGCAAAAUCCGGAAGAAGAAGUGUGAGCCUGGGUUCAGCCGGGGCUGGGCGCAGGGGCCGCGCUACCUGCUGCAGGACGAUGCCCAGGCCAAGGUGGUCAACAUCACCAUGGUGGCCCUCCGGCGCCAGGACUCGGGCCGCUACUGGUGCAUGCGCAACAGCUCCGGGAUCCUCUACCCUCUGAUGGGCUUCCAGCUGGAAGUGUCUCCAGUGCCCACAGCUAAGAGAAACACGCCUCUUACCCAACUGGCCGACAUCCUCAAGGGUGGGAUCGUCGUCUCAACGGGCCAAGCUCCCACCUCGGGCCCUGGCGCCCCUUUCACCACCAGUGUGAAGAUGCUCACACCCGGAGUCCUCACCUUGGCCAGACUCUUGCCCUCCGGUGCCUCAGGGACCAUCAGACUGAGCCCCAUGACGGGCUACAGCUUCACCAGCCCCCCCACCCCGGGGCCCCAAAGGACCAAGGGGCUCCAGACUGUGACUGCGUCUCCCAGCAAAGCCAGAGCGUCCUCGGCUGGCCCCGCACCCGACUUCACCGAGCUCGGGCAGCUGCGCACCAGGUCGCCCACCACGAGAAUGUGCCUCACCAGCAGGUCGAUCCUCCACAAGCUGUCCCCCGUCAGGCACCAGGACUCUAGCCUCACUGUGCUCGUGGGGGUGCUGACCUUCCUCUCGGUGCCCGUGGCGGUGAUUGUGGUCUAUGGGUUCUGGAAGAAGAGACACAGGGGAAGCUACAGCAUGUGCAGGGACCCUGCCAGACCCUGGAGGGACCAACCUGGAAGCCUGGAGCCUCCUUGGAAGCCUGCUUGGUUUAAGGCCACUUACGGAGUCGGGCAGCUUUUCCCAGAUGGACGCUUUUCCCGGAGGUCACAGGAGAAGUGAAGAUGGGGACCUGUCUGGACUGGAGCCAGGUUGGGGGGGAAGGCUGGAGAAUCCGAGCUGCAUUCGUUCCCUGAAGAGGGGGGUCCACCAGCCCGGAAUGACUGGAGAAAGCACCUGGGUAUAAAUGUGGCAUCUCUACUCUUGGUCCUGGUCAGGGACCUCCCAGGUGGGAGAGCAAAUGUCAUAGUCAGGAGAGUGACACAGCCGGACCCUCAAUGGGGCCACUCCAAGAUGGGCAUGGGGAGAGAAGGGGGAGCGGGGUAAUCCUAUGGGGCAUUACUGAGGAGGCACCUUUUCCCUGUGUCCAGGAGAGGGCGCUAGAAGGGAGACCCCGGCACACACACACACACACACACACACACACACACACACUGACAUCUGUCCUCCCAGGAAGGUGUGGCCAUCACCUGGUAUGUAACUUGGAGGAAGUUUAACUCACCUGGGGGAAACUAGGUCCCAAGAGUUCACCUCCAUCCAAGACCCUACAACUGGGAGGCCCUCUGGGAGAGUGCUGCAGGGGCUCAGGGCCCGGACCCAGGGGACCCAGGGGACCCAGGGUUGCCACCUGUCCCCGUGUGGCCCCGUGCGAGUCACUAACCCUAACGGCCCUCAUUUUCCCUCUCCUGUGAAAGGGGACACUAAUUCCUACCUCAAGACUUUUCAGAAUAAAACGACAGAAUAUGAACUUCAUGCGAGUGAGUGUGUCCUGACUGCUGAUCCACAGGUCCUUUCCGAGCUGUAACACUGGGAGUGACAUUCCACACUUUUAGAGACCUCUGGACCCCGUGUCUCUGUUUUGUCCUCGCUUGUAGAGGAAAGAGAGGGCAGAGGGGGACAUGGUCCCAAGGUGCUGGGUGCUGGGCCCAGGCUGUGCCUGGUGUGGGCAGGGUAGCGGUCUGGGUGACCACCACCCCUACUUGCCCAGGAUGAGGGGCUCCUGGCACCGGGCGGACUUCACAC